AUGGGAGUCAUGGUGAUGAUGAUAUUCCAAACAUUAAACUAUAUGUUCGUGUACCAUUUGAUUGGGCACAUCCAAGUCCUAAAGCAGAAGAUUAAGAUGGAGUUUAAGCCAAUCUUGAAUGAUCAAGAAACUAGAGAUAUAUUGAUAGAGGUGUUCAAAUAUCAUGGUUUUAUUUUAAGGGUGUUUAAAAAUGUGCGAUCUGCGUUUGGUAUCAAUGUGACAACUACCUAUCUGCAUAAUCUAGUUGGAGAUAGUUUGAUGAUGUACCAAAUCAUGUAUGCGGGUAAGGAAAAUAUAUUAUUGUACGUCGUCAUGGUGAUCGUCUACAUAGGGGGGUUGAUAUUGAUGUCCUUUGUUUUGGAGGAAAUACGGAGACAAACAGAAGAUCUAUCUGACAUAGUAUACAAUAUUCCGUGGGAGACAAUGUCUGUAUCUAAUCAGAAGACUUUUCUCCUCCUGCUACGAAGAGUUCAACCGCCUUUAGAAUUCCAAGCAUUUGGGGGCUUAAGAGCUGGUGUUAGACCAAUGAUAUCGGUAAUCGGGUUUUUUCUUGCUCUUUAA
Leptosia nina is the source of this 561-nucleotide messenger RNA. The record is from the annotation of a GenBank genome assembly. Lineage: Eukaryota; Metazoa; Arthropoda; Insecta; Lepidoptera; Pieridae.